Messenger RNA from Hibiscus syriacus, 1066 nucleotides. RefSeq names its product DNA repair protein XRCC4-like. Gene Ontology annotation, molecular function: DNA binding. The record is from RefSeq and is a predicted model, not a curated record. NCBI's taxonomy places the organism in Eukaryota, Viridiplantae, Streptophyta, Magnoliopsida, Malvales, Malvaceae. Gene Ontology annotation, biological process: DNA recombination; response to X-ray; double-strand break repair via nonhomologous end joining. The transcript is spliced from 5 exons. Gene Ontology annotation, cellular component: nucleus; DNA-dependent protein kinase-DNA ligase 4 complex; DNA ligase IV complex. The coding region runs from base 71 to 862 and encodes 263 amino acids.
AAGCGGGAAGACGCCAUAAAACCCUUGUGGAAACAAACAUAAAUUAACUAACUCUUUAACCACGAAAGCAAUGGAAAGCAGCUCAACGGCAACGGAAACGGCGAGACACACUUGCCUCAAGCUCGAAAUUCCAAACACCGGUCCCCUCUUCGUAAAAGGCACGUGGUUCGAUACACACUUCGAUCUCUCCGUCACCGACGGCCUCCGCGCUUGGGUCUGCAACGCGACGGAGGAGGAGGUGCAGGAAAGAGCGGCUCAGUGGGACCACCCGGUCGCUAAGUAUAUUGAGUUAGCCGAACGGUAUUUAGGGUUUCAACAGCCCGGUUCAGUCUACCGGUUCGUGGACGCCGGCGAUGAUCACAAAAGACUUUCAUGGACUUUCGAAAAGGAAGGAACUAAGCUUGAAUGGCGAUGGAAAUUCCAGCCAUCGCCUGAUAGCAGAAAGAUUACUGCAGGAAUUUUGGAAUUUCUUAUGGAUGCAAACAUUAAUCUAAGUGAAGAAGUGGUUAGGAAAACUCAAUCUUUUGAGAAGCUAAAAGUGGAAGCAGAGAAAUGUUUAGAACAAAGUGAGAGGCAUACCAAUGACAAGAUGGAAUUUGAAUCCGGAAUCUAUGCAAAGUUCCUUGGGGUGUUGAAUUCGAAGAAGGCAAAACUCAGGGAGCAUCGAGAUCAGCUCUCGAAACAAGAAAUCGAGGGAAAAGCUUCGGUGGAUGAGGAAGAAUGUAGUGAGAAAACAGAGAGCUAUGAUAGUGGAAGUGAUGGUAAGGAAAGUGAAGAAGAAGCUGCAAAGAACAUGACAAGCACAUCAAAGGAUAUUCGGGCAGGCAGAGGUCGGGGUCGAAAGAGAUCUACACGCAAGUAGCGUGUAGUUGAGCAUGUUAUAACCCAAUGGUAUGCCCUCUCCCUUUUUCUUUUUUGUUUCUUAGCCUCGAAUGGGAAUAUCUGUAGAUUCUUUAACAUCUAUACCAUGUUAACAGAAGUCCAGAUCUCCUUCUUUAUGAGAAACAGAAUUUUGUGUAUUUUUUUUAAAGUAAUUAUGUCAAAACCCGAUGGCUCUUUUCGUGCA